ACCAGUGUCCUGUACCACCAGGCAGCUGUUCCACCCCCAAUGCUGCUCUAUGUGGACUGUGGCUGCUGCAUAAAUGAGGGAGUGACCAGUAAGUUGCAGAAUAGGUUUGGAGAAUGGCCAGAUCUUUACAUGAGGCUGGACAUCUGGCAUUUUAUGAGGCGGCUGGCUGUGGGCUGCACCACUGAUGCCCAUCCCCUAUACCCCACCGUUAUGGGAUGCCUGUCCGCCUCUAUCUUUGAGUGGGAUGCUGGAGAUCCCAGCCUAUUGUGGCAGGCUAAAAAAAACAGCAGAUGCAGGAGGGUGUGCCAUCUAUAAGUGAUGACAUGGUGGACAGAAGCAUCACCAAAAAGGAUCUCAGCUGUUACUGCCGCAGGAGGACGCAUGGCGAGGAGGACUCCAUAUGCCUGAUUGAGAGGCUGCUGCAGGAACUCGGGGGAGCAAAUGGGAGGGAACUUAUGGGUGUGCCCUUAAUGGAUGAGGUGCGCAUGAAGCACAUCUGGCGUGUUAAAAAACGUCAUGUCAGAUGCAUCCAGGAUGUGCCUGGAGUGCCACUCUAUACAGAGGUAGGCACCACCACAAAGUCUGGGGUCAUCCUGACAAAAUAUCAGUGCGCUAGAGGGUCCACAUCCCUGGAGUCUUUUCACUGCCACCUGAACAGGUUCAUUCCAGGAACCAGUGCCAAUGCACUGAAUUUUCAACUAUACCUCCUGGAAGACAUGAAAAGGUGGAAUCAGGAUCGAGGGACUGCGGCUGUGACCAGCAAGCCAACAUCCCUUCUCACGUACUCCGGGGAUAUGGCCCACUCUGUCAACACUAACAGCCUGUGGUGUUUGGUCGGGGUUUUAUACCAACAUUCAGGCCUCCUGCCCAAUACACCGGAGAGCUGCUUGCUGUUGACAACCUCCUGAGUCAGACCGGACUGCCCAUGGCAUUGAACCCAGACUCAGAGGAGACAGAGGAAAUGUUGGAGGAUGUGGAUGAAGGUGGGGAAGAAGAUGAGGGCUUCAGGGAGGAAGAAGUAUAUGAUAUUACUGUGGCAACUCUCUACGAUGACCCAAACUUCUCCAUCUCCUCCCACUUCCUGCCCUCCUCUCAGCCCAUUGCCACAACCCAAGCUGCUGUCUCUUCCAUUCACCCUGCUGCCUUCACCGCCCUGGCAACUACCUCCUCUAUCCAUCCUCCAGCCUUCACCGACCUGGCUGCGACAUCCUCCAUCCACUCUGACUGCCACCUCCUCUGCUGUUUCCACCGGCCUGGCUGCUGCCUUCACUGCCUAUCCUGUUACUGUCUCCACCGCCCUGACUGCUGCCUCCACUGCCUAUCCUGCUUCCGCCUCCACCCUGUCUGCUGCCUCCACUGCCUAUCCUGCUUCUGCCUCCACCAAGUCUGCUGUCUCCACUGCCCUGGAUGCUGCUGCACGCUCCACCCAACCCCCCGCCUCCUCCAUCCAGCAUCCUUCCUCCUUCCAACCUGCUAAAAUCACCAUCUUCUCUAAUGCCUCCUCCCAGCCUGUUGCCCACUCCACCCAACCUACUGAACCCUCCACCCAGCCUGUUGCCUCUGCCACCCUGGUUGCUGCCUCCAUGUUGCAGCAAAGCACUUCAACAUCUGAGU
Molecule: messenger RNA, 1614 nt
Organism: Danio aesculapii
Lineage: Eukaryota; Metazoa; Chordata; Actinopteri; Cypriniformes; Danionidae
Exons: 3
Coding region: 291-908 (205 amino acids)
Source: RefSeq, a predicted model, not a curated record